Entamoeba invadens IP1 is the source of this 1701-nucleotide messenger RNA. RefSeq lists its product as hypothetical. The transcript is spliced from 4 exons. Lineage: Eukaryota; Evosea; Mastigamoebida; Endamoebidae. The coding region runs from base 1 to 1701 and encodes 566 amino acids. The record is from RefSeq and is a predicted model, not a curated record.
AUGAGACAUUCACAAUCCGGUGUAUGUAAUCCACAACUUGCCCAACUAAACAAACACUUUGAAAAAAUGUUGUCGUGUGGAGUAGCUGCCAAUUCUCCCAUGUACCCACAACUCGUUAUGACAAACUUAGAGAAAGUGAAAGAGAAGCUUGAGAAAUUAGAAGUAGAGCCCCUCCGACUUUCCGAGAAAAGUAACGUUUCCAUCUUCUUUGAAUUUUGGUCGCAUUUGUUAUAUAUUUGUAAUUAUGGGGUUUUAAAUUCGACGAUGGAUAUAGUUCUUUCGUUAUUAGAACGCUGUGUGACGUUAAAAACGUUUACAGAUAUUGCGAAGUUCUGUACGUCAGCUACGAGUUCGAAGAAAGAGAAAGAAGUGAAAUAUAUUCAUCAAAUCUAUACGGACUAUGUGAUUUGUUGUCGGGAGACUUAUAGUUUAGUUAAUAGUUUAUUUGAGAAAUUAGCGAUAGCUUUACUCACGAAACACCAAUUUGAUGGAUUGACCCUUCAAAGCUCGGACGACGUCUAUUUUUCGCUGUCGAAAAUAGUGAUCCCAAAACUCUAUGAAUCAAUACAAGACAAAAUCUCUGCUCUCUUUAGCGCACUUUGUAGCGUCGACUGCUCGUUGUUACUUUAUAUCAAUCAACUCACAAACAGUCAAAUUGAUGCGAACAUGUCCGUCCUUCAAUUUGACCCCCACGCAUCUUUAAUCGACACGUUGAAGAUCAAAUUCCAAACUGAAUUAAGAACACCUAUAGCACUCAUUCUCCUCUUUCCUAACCCUUUUGUCUUCAUUGUACAAUUCAUCCCAAAGUGGUUCAAAGCUCUUACAGACUGCGGAGUCCCAGUAGAAAAGAUCAUUCGGUCGAGUGAGUAUUUUAAUUACAAGAAAUGGUUCUUCCAGACGAUUGGUGUCAUGAUGAGGAAAUUUGACUCAACUAAGCAAGCGUCUUCUGUUGGAGAGUGUUUUAAAGCGUUAAUUGUAGUCGGGGAUAUCACUACUAUCAAUGAACUCCUUUUCAUCACAAAGACUAACACUAAUAUUUAUAACACAAAACAACUCUCGAGAAUGGCUAAAGUCGUCGAAAAUGUUAUUACCUUCUUCGUACAAAAGAACUUGGCCUCCAAGAAAAAGGACUUCUUCGAUGACACGUUCAACUUCUCCGACUUGAUCGAAAUCAUGGAAAUCGCAAUAGCUUCAGAUCACUUGGAAUCACUCUUAUUGCUCAUUGGCUUGGUCUAUAAGAUCCUUCCUUACUUCGUUAAAUCCGCAAGAGAUACUUUAGUCUUAGAGUAUCUCGUCCAUAAGAGGUUCUCUUAUUUCUUCUUUCAUUGGUCUGAUUUAAUUCGAAACGCAUUCUAUCAUAUUAUAUUAUACAGAACGCUCUUCGUUAAACAGUCUCAUAUCAUAUCAGCAAGGUUCACUGCCACAGACCUCGCAGAAUACCAAAUCAGAAGGACUAGCAUCUAUGAUCCACAAGCACAGGACUUGGAAGUCAGUCAGGCGCUCGACCUCCGUAUGAAAAUGCUUAAAAGUAUCAUCGACUCUCUUCCCAAAGAGAAGCAUUUAGAUGAGAAGAAGAUGAUCAUGGCUUUUGAGGAGUUUAAGAUAGUCCAAAAGCAGUAUGAAGCGUGGCAAGUGAAACGGUCUUCGAAUGAGUUUGAUGUACCUGAGAUAGUGUGCACGUUGGAUAUGAAAUCUGAUUGA